This is a messenger RNA of Ochotona princeps (American pika), 1311 nucleotides long. RefSeq names its product RAB42, member RAS oncogene family (gene RAB42). Gene Ontology annotation, molecular function: GTP binding; GTPase activity. The record is from RefSeq and is a predicted model, not a curated record. The transcript has 2 exons. Bases 28 to 684 code for a protein of 218 amino acids. Lineage: Eukaryota; Metazoa; Chordata; Mammalia; Lagomorpha; Ochotonidae.
GCGGCCGGCGGCGGGACGGGCGCGGCCAUGGAGGCCGAGGACUGCCGUUACCAGUUUCGGAUCGCACUGCUGGGGGACGCGACCGUGGGCAAGACGUCGCUUCUGCGGCGCUACGUGGCGGGCGCGCCAGGCGCCCCCGAGCCCGAGGCCGAGCCCGAGCCCACGGUGGGCGUCGACUUCUACCGCCGCGCGCUGCAGCUGCUGGCCGGGCCGCGCGUGAAGCUGCAGCUCUGGGACACUGCGGGCCACGAGCGCUUCAGGUGCAUCACCAGGUCCUUCUACCGGAACAUGGUGGGUGUCCUCCUGGUCUUUGAUGUGACAAACAGGAAGUCUUUUGAACACAUCCGGGACUGGCACCAGGAUGUCCUGGCUACUCAGGGCCCCGACAAGGCCAUCUUCCUGCUGAUCGGCCACAAGAGCGACCUGCAGAGUGCCCGCUGCAUCUCCGCCCAGGAGGCAGAGGAGCUGGCCGCCUCCCUGGGCAUGGGCUUCGUGGAGACCUCGGCCAAGAGCAACCACAAUGUGGAGCUGGCCUUUGACACCCUGGUCAAUGCCAUCCAACAGGCCCUGCAGCAAGGGGACAUCAAGCUGGAAAAGGACUGGGGGGGCGUCCGGCUCAUCCACAAGGCCCCAGGUCCCAGGUCCCCCAGUAGGAAGCACCCCCCAGGCUCAUGCCAGUGUUGACUCUAAGAGAGCAAGGGUUAAAGCAGCGCUGGCAGCAGCGCCAACACCAGCCCAGUGGGAUGGGACCUUUGGCGUUCCUAUAAACAGCAUCCCGACGCGGUCACGCUUCUUGGAGUUGGGAGAAAGGCCUGAGACCAGCUGCUCCACUUCCUGUUUGUCAAGUGUCAGUUUCCUAGUCCGUCAUUAAGGAUCAUGUGAAAGAUCCCCUUCCCUGGGAGAUUGUGGUCCCAUGCAAGCUGGUGGAGGGGACAUGCUGGCUCCCAGAGCCUGUCAUGCUGAGAGGUCAUUGGUGAGAGCUGUCGUCCCCGCUGCUGGCUUCCUGAGCUAUAAUGCCACUGCUUCCACCAGCGUGCCAGGACCUCAACACACCCCCGCUCCCCUCACCUCCAACUGAAAGGGUGGCUGGAGAAUUACAAUGGGAGGCUGGCCUGCUCAGGCCUCCCUAGCUGCCACAAAGGAUCUGGGCAGGGACCUAAGGGUGGCCUGCGACCUGGGGCUACUGGCCAAGGUUCCCACCCCAGCCAGGUCCAGGGCCUGAGGCUCCUGCGCCUGCCCCUGCCCCAGGCCCCUCUCAAGCAGCUGGGAGAGCCAUUAGGAUCUGCAGCAGCUCACAGUGCUAUCUGGGAC